Molecule: messenger RNA, 2628 nt
Organism: Closterium sp. Naga37s-1
Lineage: Eukaryota; Viridiplantae; Streptophyta; Zygnematophyceae; Desmidiales; Closteriaceae
Source: the annotation of a GenBank genome assembly
AUGCGAUACGCCACGCGCUCGUGUGCCGCCGGUGGUUGCGCCUGGCGCAAUAUACGCAGCAAGGGCGUCCAUGUCAGCGCCGAGCACAACCUCCACACGGGCGAGCUGCUGCGCGGCUUGGUGAGACUCCCCAACGUGACCACGCUCACGCUAGAAUAUAAAAGCGUAGACUUUCUGAACGACGAGUUCCUGACGGCGCUGCCCUCCGCCUGCCCGCAGCUCUCCCGCCUGCGCCUGGACGAGCCGCGCUACACCGGGGUGCCGCACUUCCGCAUCACCCCCACGUGCCUCGGCCGCUUCUUCCUCCGCGCUUCGCGUCUCGAGCAGCUCACUCUCGACCAAAGCCUCGGCAACAUGACAAAGCUUCCCUCCUCGCUCGCGUCACUCUCGUCGCUUCGCGUGCUCACCCUCAGCGUGCCGCGACUUACCGUUCUUCCCGACGAGUUCAGCGCGCUGCACGCGCUGGAGGAGCUCCGCGUCAUCUGCCCCGAGCUGCGGAGCCUCCCCGCGUCCGUCACGCAGCUCACGCGGCUGUCCCGCCUCUGCCUAACAGACUGCCGCGUGAUGCACCGGCUGCCCGCGCAGCUCUGCGCGAUGAGCGUGCUGACGGCGCUGAAAAUACACGGGUGGUUCCGCUUGGAGGGCAUUCCGGAGAGCAUCGGCGCGCUCAAGGAGCUGCGCCGCCUGGUCCUGCGCAACAUCAGCUGCGCGCAGCCCGACGUGGGGGAGGAGUGGCGCAAGCUGGAGGAGUUGCGCCUGGAGAACGUCAGCCGGGGGUGGGGCCGUUUUCCGCCCAUCUCCCUCGAUUCCCUUGCGCUCCUCACCAUCCGCCACUGCCGCAGCCUCCGCGCGCUCCCCGACGACAUCGGCGCGGCGCCAGCGCUCCGCGAGGUCGAGAUCGUCGACACGCCGAUCGCCGAGCUGCCCACGUCGAUUGCGACGCUGACGUCACUGGAGCGGCUGGUGUUGGCGCCGUCCAAGUCGAUGAGAGGACUGCCGCCCACACUGCUGGCACUGCCGCGAGUGGCGCACGUGAUGGUGAAGAACGUGUCGGCCCUUGCUUCGCUGAUCAGGGGCGGCGCGCGCGAGGAGGCGGAUGGACGUCGCCAGCCAGUCGUGCGCCUCGCGCUGGUGCAGUCUUUCUCCCUCGAAUGCUGCUACUUCUUCACCCAUUUAUCCCCCGCCCUCCCCGCGCUCGCGCCCUCGUUGCGCGCGCUCACGCUCGCCGACCUCCCCGCGCUCUACUCCUUGCCCGCCGAAGUCUUCCGCCUCACCGCGCUCACCUCCCUCUCGCUCCUCCUCCUGCGGCACGUCAACUGCCUCCCCCCCGCGCUCUCCGCGCUCUCCGCCCUCCGCGCGCUCAGAAUCACCUCCGCGUCUGAGCUCGCGGCGCUUCUCGAAUCGCUGGGCCAGCUGGCGGCGCUCGAGUCGCUCGAGCUCGACGACUGCCCCGCGCUGCGGAGCCUGCCCGCGUCGCUGGGCCAACAGGCGGCGCUCGGCGCUGCGGAGUCUGCUGCCGUACCCGCCGCCACGAGCGGGCUCAGCGAGCUGACGCACCUCAGCAUCACCAGGUCCGGUGCGCUCACCGCGCUGCCGGACUCCGUUGGCCAGCUGGGCCGCUUAAAAACGCUGACUAUAGCGAGCGCCACGUCAGCCGCGUUCCUCCCGUCAAACACUCUCAGCGGGCUGACCCGCCUGGAAGCGCUACGCAUCUCCGACUGCCCCCUCCUCGCCGCGCUCCCCGCGUCCCUCUGCACCCUUCCCCGCCUCCACACGCUCUCCCUCGCCAAAUGCCCCGCCCUCCGCACCCUCCCCGACGCCAUAGGCCAGCUGCCCGCCCUCAAGCGCCUCUCCCUGAAAGACCGCUCCGCGCUCGCCCGCCUCCCCGCGUCCCUCCCGCGCCUCCCUGCGCUCGAGUCGCUCGACAUUGCUAGCUGCGCGCUGCACCUCCCUGACGACUUCCGCCCGCUGCCUCGCCUCGCGCGCCUCUCCGUCCGCAACUGCCGCGCCUUCUCCCGCCUCCCCGCCUCGCUCUCCCGCCUGCCCGCCCUCCGCGUGCUCAAGCUCUCGUCCUGCUCGUCUCUCUCCGUGCUCCCCCCCGACCUCGCAGCCCUCCCCGCGCUGCACUCGCUGCUGCUGGACGGGUGCUCCGCGCUGGCGGAGCUGCCCGCAGGGCUGGCGCGCGCGCGGGGGCUGCGCCACGUGGACGUGCGCGGGUGCGGGGCGGUGUGGGAGGACGCGGAGGUGGGCGUGUGCGGGCGGCGAGUCCACGUGGAGCGGGGUCGACGCGAAGGGGACUUGAAUGUGACGUGGACGAUGGCCAGAGACAGUCAAGUGCAGCGCGCGAGGAGGGGGGGCGAGGAGGGAGAGGGCGGGGAGACAGAGGGAGGUGAGGCCGUGGAGGGAGGUCAAGGGGGGGCAGAAAGGGUAGGUGCGGCGAGAGGCGGGUUGGAGGGAGCAGUGGCAGCCUCACGAAGGGAUCGAGAGGGGGUGAGGGAGGAGGAAGGGGAAGGUGUGGAGGAGGUGUUGUGGGGGAGGACGAUAAGGUUAGGGAAGAGGUCGGGGGAGAGGCUUGGGGAGAGGCUGGGGAGAGGCUGGGGAGAGGCUGGGGGAGAGGUGAAGUGGUGA